Messenger RNA from Aspergillus candidus, 1631 nucleotides. Its product is annotated as regulator of G-protein signaling domain-containing protein. The coding region runs from base 494 to 1603 and encodes 369 amino acids. The transcript has a single exon. The record is from RefSeq and is a predicted model, not a curated record. Lineage: Eukaryota; Fungi; Ascomycota; Eurotiomycetes; Eurotiales; Aspergillaceae.
UAUUCUUCAUUUCUAUUAUUAUUAUUAUUAUUAUCUUUUCAAUUUACCUUUAUUAUUCCUCCUCCUUCUGGUUGACUCCCUUUUCUUAAACCCCUUCAGGCCACACUGACCAUCUCGUUCCUCUUUUUGUCCGACCAGAUCUCUUCAUUCUUUGAGAUCCUCCUAUCCCUCUAGAUUCACAAUAUCAACACAACUUCUGCAAAACUUAUACAACUUACGUCUAUACCGACCAUUUCCCUCGUUACGCCUCCCAUCCUUUAUCUCACGGCUUCCCGCAGCCAAACCCGGUCGGAGCGGGGUUUCAAAACACCACUCCCAACUUCAGGAUAUUCCGCCCCAUCAUCGCUCGGAACUCGUUUCCUAACCUCCGCACUCAGCGGAGGCCUAUCUCAACUCAACCCUUCCCCCCCUCGCAGUGUCUCGGCGUCCGGGACCAUCUGGGGUGCAACGGUGUCCCUCUCGCCGUCGAAACAACCGGCGCACCCUCUACGCAAUGCUCAAAAAGAAGACCUUACACCCGCCGUUACUCUUCCGGAAUCACACCCCAACCUCCACCCCCGAACUAUCCCCCACCACCUCUUCGGAUAGCGACUCGGACGGGGAUAUGGACCCCGCCCACUCGCGGCCGCUGAGCCUCGCGGUCGCUCCGGGCGUCUUCGGUCCCAUGCGACCGACGUUGGCGGAGGUCCUCGCAAACACCGCCCCUGCCCCCUACACCCUCAGUGCCUUUAUGGCCUACCUCUCCCAAAACCACUGCCUCGAGACCCUCGAAUUCACCUUGGAGGCCAAGCGGUACCGGGAAGCCUAUGCCGAACUCUCCCACCCGCUCACCCCUUCCCCCAUCUCCGCCGAUUCACCUCAAUGCCAGCGGGUGCGUAUGCUCUGGCAGCGCCUGCUGACCGCCUACAUUAUCCCGGGUGCGCCCCGCGAGAUCAACGUGUCGAGUGAGGUCCGCGAGCACAUCCUCCGACACGCCCAUCUCCCGUUCCCACCCGCCCCCGACGUCUUGGACACGGCCACCCGACUCGUUCACGACCUGAUGGAGGAGUCCAUCUUCCUACCCUUCCUCAAUGCGCACGCCACCUCGACCCCGUUGCUCUCCCCACGGGAGCCGUGCUGUACCGUCGAGGAGCGCGUGUCGGUGGUCUCGGGAUCCGGGUUCGACGAGCACGCGGUCCGACGCGUCCGGUCCAAGUCCAAGGCCCGCCGCCUCUCCCCCCAGUCCUCUCGGGACCUGGGCGCCCACUUCGCCCAGAGCUUCCCCGCCGGCAGCGGCGGCCGGUCCAACUUCUCGCUCAGCGCCAUGACGGCCAUGAGCAAGACGACGCACCGCACGUCGGGGCCCGUCUCCAGCGCCAGCGGCGACUCCGUCUCGGCCACGUUGACCGACGACUCGGGCAGCUUCGGGUCCCACACGAGUGUGGGCGAGCCCAUGACGCCGCCCACGACGCCGCCGUCCAGCGAGCCUAACAUGCAGCUGAUGCACAGUCCCAAGAACCGCACGGAAAACCCGUGGAAGAAGAUGGGAAUGAAGUUGGGCUUCAAGAAGCGGUCGGGCAAUGGCAGCUCGGGCAGUAUGAAAAUGGCGGGUCUGGAGGAAUGACCCCGCCUAUCGACUGGAUGAUCUUCAC